AUGGAUUUGCCUUUGACAAGUUCAGGUGUCGGAGUAAAAGGCUCUAUUUCGGUUGAUCGUGAUUUGGUAGACAAUUCCCAUGUUAAAUUUUACUGUAAUGAGAUACUUAACCGCACUCAAGGAUCUGGGGCCAUAUCUGUCUUAGAAUUCAAUAAAGAAGGCACGCAUCUUGCCUAUGGUAACUCUGAUGGAAUCUUAAGCAUCCUCGAACUGGGUCAAAGUAGAUCGGAUGUUGGCUUUUCCACUCACGCAUGUUCAAAGCCUUAUCAGUCUUUCUUGAGUCAUGAACCCGAAUUCGACUGUCUUAAAUCUCAAGCGAUUGAAGAAAAACUCACUUUUAUUCGUUGGCUUAACUGUUGCGGGCCCUCCCACUUUUUUCUAUCUGCAAACGAGCGAACCAUAAAACUCUGGAGGGUAGCAGAGGUUCCUCUUCGUGAAAUGGAUAAUCUGAACUUCCCCACGGAGUCUGGUUCUCGCAAAAAAGUCGCCAUCCGCUCCAACUCAGACAUCAAGGUUCCCCGAUGGAAGUCGCUGCCAACGGAGAACAAAGUAGUCAGGGUUUACAACAAGAAGGUUUAUGCCCGUGGUCAUGGCUUUUCUCUUACGGGGCUUGCCCUUUUUCUCGAUCAACAAACGUUUCUAUCAUCGGAUCCGCUGCGAAUCAAUCUCUGGCACUAUGACGUUGACUACGAAGCGUUCACCAUCGUUGACCUGAUGCCUGAUCGUAUCGAGGAUAUAACUCAUCUGAUCACGGGCUUGGCAACUUCACCCUCUUCGCCGUCAUUAUUUGCCUAUAGCACCAAUCGUGGCUCCCUUCGGAUUUGCGACACUCGUAGUACCGCACUUUGUGAUAAACCCGCACUGGCAAUCGACAACCUUCCAGCCUCCGAGCAAAACGUCAUCGUUAUCCUGCUCAGUUCCAUUGCCGACUUGAAGUUCCUCAAUAACUCAGAUAGAUUCAUUGUUUCUCGGGACUUUAUGUCCGUCAAAGUUUGGGAUCUGGCAAAUACAACGGCUCCUGUUGAAGUCUAUCCAGUACAGUCACAUCUGCGGCCGUAUUUAAACAGCAUCUACGAGACGGAACUGCUCUUCGAUGAUUUUAAGCUCUCUCUUUCCUCAGACGAUAGGUUUAUAGUAACUGGAUCCUACCAGUCGGACAUACGCAUAGUCGACAGAUCAUUGGGUGCUCCCGGUAUUUACAACAUUAAGAUGGAACCGGAUGAUUCUCAUCUCUACUCGGGUUUCUAUGGUCAUUCACCGGAUGUUACGACACCGGACUCGGCCACAGCUCCCUGGCCUCGUCCUUUGAGAAUGGAGAUGUCCAAUGGGCUGUCUGAAUCUGGGACCAUUGGUUCGGUAGAAAUAGCCAGAGAACUGCCCAUCACCUCGGUUUUCACGCCAGCCUCUGUAAAGAAGUGGAUCAGUGUGUCGUGGUGCCCAACCUCUCUCGUCGUCGCUGCCUGUCACGCUGAUGCUAUCCACAUAAUUGAAGGCAUAGCCGAGGAUACUGCCGGUGGCCAUGGUGACAACGGUGGGGGCGGUAGUGGUGACGGGAUUGUUUGA
Molecule: messenger RNA, 1563 nt
Organism: Echinococcus granulosus
Lineage: Eukaryota; Metazoa; Platyhelminthes; Cestoda; Cyclophyllidea; Taeniidae
Product: Protein phosphatase PP2A regulatory subunit
Exons: 9
Coding region: 1-1563 (520 amino acids)
Biological process (GO): peptidyl-serine dephosphorylation
Cellular component (GO): protein phosphatase type 2A complex; cytosol
Molecular function (GO): protein phosphatase regulator activity; protein binding
Source: RefSeq, a predicted model, not a curated record